Molecule: messenger RNA, 591 nt
Organism: Morchella importuna
Lineage: Eukaryota; Fungi; Ascomycota; Pezizomycetes; Pezizales; Morchellaceae
Exons: 3
Coding region: 1-591 (196 amino acids)
Source: RefSeq, a predicted model, not a curated record
AUGAAAUUCAACAUUGUGCUGUUAUUUUUAGGGUUCCUGAUAACCUUCACACUCCAAGCGCCUUUACGAUGUCUUGAAAAGAGGGGCGAGGAUUACCUCUCUCCAGUUUUCAGAAAGCCUUCCAUACUCAAUGGUUUGGCUAACCACGUGGACGAAACACCUCUAGACCUUUCAGAGGAUUAUGGUCUUGACGGUGGAUCAGACAAAGCUGACAAAGGCAAAGCCACAGUCUUUCCAAAGGCAAUCCCUUCGGCUCCAUGGCCCUUCGGCAGGGGUUUGGAGCCAGUAUGGGAGGGCCCGAGAAACUUUUUAGGCCCAAAUCCAGAGUGGAGCAUUUGGGAAGAGGAGCUGGAUACACCACCAGGCUCCCUGUUUCCAAAGCCUAUCGCCGGGGAAGGCGCAUGGGCUCCGUUGGGCUCCGUUGGCAAUUUGGUGGACAGUAUGCCAGUUGCAGAGGAUGAUGGAAUAUUAGCUGAACACGAAGCAUGCCCAACCUGUGGACCUUGGGAAAAGCUAGUCAAAUGGGUUAAGGGUGCCUGGAAGAAGGUAACGGGUAUCUUCAAGAAAAAGGAAAAAGCGGCAACAAUAUGA